AUGCGCGUCCACAUCUCUAUGCUCGCGGUGGUCAUGAUAGAAGGAGCCAGAUUAAGUACAGACGCGACCCAGACACUGUACCACAGGACUCGCGACAUCGGAACUGUUGCAGAAGGCUAUAAUGUGCAGAGCGAGGGCGCAGAAGCCUUCUUGAGUUCCUAUUGGAUCAGGAGUCAGCACGAUUUCACCAUUCAGUCUAACGCUGCCGGCAACUCAGUGACUAUAGUUUCACAGAAGCCUAGCGAGCACUUUACCCUCGUUGUACCGCCGCUCGUCGAUACCAACACCGGUACAAACGUUCCCUGGAUUGACAGCAGCACUGCAACACGUGCAUUGUUGAUCACGUUGAUAGCCUUACCGUCUCUUUCAGAGUCAAAUCUUUCUCAGCACUCUGAAACAGUAAGAACCACGAGCAGCCCGGCCUCCAUUGGUGAGGUCAUGACAUCGAAAACGUCUUCUUUGGUGUCCAGAAAUACGCUUUCAUUGACCAUCAGCACUGAUGCCUCAACCUAUCUCCUUCUGCCAAGUAAAAACGAUAUUACCACUACUGAGAUGAUUGGUAGAAGUACAUCCGCGCUGGAAUCGAAGGCAUAUAGCGUGGCCUUCAGCAAUUCGUCGACAACAGGCAUGAUUCCAAGGUCAACCAAAUUUAUUCCCUACAUCGCCACAGUAGCUACCCCACAGUCUGUCUACAAGAUUACCUCAACAGUCGCAGCAACUACCGAGGUCACCGCAGCUACUUCGAUCACCCAGAUUAGCGGCAGUGUCGAUGCAACUAGAAACCCAAAGGGCCAGGAGGUUGGGUCCAAGGCCGGAGAAUCGACAGCGGAAAAGUGGACAGCGAUCGGCCAGACUCCUUCUGCUAUAGCAGACAAAACGUCGCUCAGUGAAUUAGCUGGCCAUUCCGUUACCAGUACCAACGCUCUGGAGUUAAACACAAUGACUGGAAAUUCCGUCGCGCGGUCGCGCACUUCAGGUCCUAUUGAUAGUGGUUGGAGCAUCUCCUUGGAGACAUAUCACACUUCAAAAUCUAUCAGCAGGACUGGCAGUUUUGUUAGCACAGUUGGCACAAGUUCACCCCCAUCGGUCCCCAGCUUCUUGAGUAUGAACACCAUCGUAUCGGAUACAAUUCCAUAUGUCACAGAACAAUCAACUUCAGUUGAUUCUACUGAUUCUACAAGUGGAAACGUCUUGGUAACGACCACGGGCAGGCUUUCCGUGUCGACAAGUUCCUCUGACCCAAAGACCGCGAUUCCGCUUUAUUCACCGGGUAGCAGCUCCCACGUCGUAGCUACCAGCAGUGUGACGUCGGUUCCUGCUGGCGUACAUAGCAUGUCCGUUGUCGAAACGAAAGACUCGAGUGCCAUAAGUUCGAUAUCUGCGCUAUGGGGGAGCGUCAGCGAAUCCUUCAUAUUCAGUAUCACCACUGGCGCCUCGCUGCGCACGAAGAGUGCGCCUGAUAUCGAAUCUACAACCCUGAUCAUGACCAUUUCUCAUAGCUUCCCCGUCACAACAAGUCACGUGACAAGGACCUUGCUCAGACCGACUAUCCAAACUUCUAGAUCAACCAGCCCGACUUGGAGACCAUUCGAGUAUCCAAUGACUACCUUCAUUAAAUCACCUAUCUCGGCUAUAGUGGCUAACACAAUUCCAACUCAGACCUCAAAUUCGAUAUAUAUUGUGAUUUCAAUGCCUACCGAAGAACUCACCAACAGUGUCGGUGAUGCUACUUCAUUACUCGCGAUUGGAGCUUAUGAAUCGGGACACGUCCACACGAUCAUUAUCCCGGAACCCACGUGGAGCUCGACUAUCAAGCCGUCUAUUAUUAGCAGGCCGUCAAUCAUUGCAGGACUGGCUGCAAUCUCUGCGAGCUUGGCCGGUACAGGCAUUGAGCCAACAUCUUAUACACCUCGGAUGACCACCUCAGGUUCGAGGAACAUGAUCUUCCAUAUUUCCGCCACGAUUAUGACUCCAAAAAAUGGACACGGAUCAAUAAAUUCUCUGUCUUUGGACACUGUCGCACCAAUCUCGGAGACGGCACAGGUGUCUACGACUGUAGACACCUCGCCUAUUGCCCACACCACAAGCGCCAGUGACACUGAUUUUUUCUUUCCCACCACCACCGCUUCUACUUUGUCACAUAUGGUGUCAGGAAGAUACACUACAUCUGCAGUAUCGAGACCCAUAGUCUCAACAUCUCAAGGCCCUGGGGACCCCAGUAGUUCUACUGGAAACAGCAAGGGUGGUGGUCAUUCUGACGGCAGGAGCGGUCUGGGUAAUACAGAUGGUUCUGGAAAUACUGCUGGUGCCAAUGGAAGUUCUGCCGGGAUUGGCGUUGGCGUUGUUGUCGGCGCCAUAGCCUACGGUGCCGGAAUGUUCUGGAUCGCUCGCCAUUACCGCAGAAGAAGAAGGCUACGUAGACACGGCAAUUUGACUUAUAGGGAGGGAAAAUUUGAUACCUCUAUGAAGCCACCCAAUUCCAACAUUGGUCCUAGUACAAGAUCUCUUUAUCCCAGACAGAAAAUCAGCGCGCCAUUGGGAUCGGAGAACUCACUUGGGUGGUGA
Penicillium diatomitis is the source of this 2565-nucleotide messenger RNA. RefSeq lists its product as uncharacterized. Bases 1 to 2565 code for a protein of 854 amino acids. Lineage: Eukaryota; Fungi; Ascomycota; Eurotiomycetes; Eurotiales; Aspergillaceae. The record is from RefSeq and is a predicted model, not a curated record. The transcript has a single exon.